CUCCCCCUUUUUCUUGAAGCCUCGCCUCGAGGUUGCUAGGUACCUAGGUAGGUAUAAAAAGUAUAAGACGUAGCAACAUUGAACAUCAACUGGUUUCGAUAAAACAAUUUGCACGGCUACCUACGCUAGGUACAAAAAUAAACUCUACCUGACAGUUAUUCUUUAUUUUAAGCCAUUUGCCAUUCUCUCUCGAUAGUAAUUCUUUACCAUGAGUUCGGAGCAAGAGGUCCUUUCCGGACCCCCAGCCCCUGAGCUCCUAGAUGACCGGAUUUGGGUUGAUGGGUGCUGGGAUUUCUUCCAUCACGGCCACGCAGGCGCUAUGCUGCAGGCACGCCAACUCGGUACGGAGCUGUACGUCGGCGUGCAUUCCGACGAGGCCAUCCUAGAAAAUAAGGGCCCGACGGUAAUGAAUCUUCGAGAACGACUUGCCGCAGUAGAUGCCUGUCGCUGGGUUACUCGCUCUGUUGCAUAUGCACCGUACGUUACGCAGCUGGAUUUCAUAAGUCACUUCGGCUGCAAGUAUGUGGUGCACGGCGACGAUAUUACGUCCGACAGCAGCGGCGAGGACUGUUACCGCUUUGUGAAAGCCGCAGGUCGAUUCAAAGUUGUUAAGCGCACGCCUAGUAUAUCGACCACCGACCUUGUCGGCCGUAUGCUGCUAUGCACUAGGACGCACUUCAUCAAGUCCUUAGAAAAGGUUCUCAAUGGCCAAGAGGGCAGUGGCACCGAAGCCGAGAGGAAAUCGGAAGGGGAAGCUAUGUUAAACCGAAUUCGCCAAUACGCAACCGACGAGUCUGGAAAGAAUCCUGGCGCGGACGUCUACUUUUGGUCAGCUUCUACUGCCGCUAAGACGGAAGCUACGGAAGAGGAUGGCUCGUUCCGUCCGUUGUUGAAGGGACCCAGCCCGAAACCUGGCCAGAGAGUUGUCUACGUUGACGGUGGUUUCGAUUUGUUUUCUAGUGGGCAUAUCGAAUUUCUACGUCAAGUCGUUCUUGCCGAGGAGAGACUAGCCAAAAAGGAGGGAUGGUAUGAUCAGCAAGCCGUUGAUGAGCGCGUCGGCAAAGGCGCGGAUUAUGGCCCUGUUUUUGUUGUUGCUGGAGUCCAUGAUGACGAGGUUAUCAACUACUGGAAAGGAGUCAACUAUCCGAUCAUGAAUAUCUAUGAGCGAGGUCUAUGCGUGCUCCAAUGUAGAUAUGUCAACGCCGUUAUCUUGGGCGCUCCCUUCUCACCGACCAAAUCUUACCUCACGAGAUCUCCCUGGGGCACCCCUGACGCCGUAUACCACGGACCAACAGCGUUCAUGCCGCUCUCAUACGACCCUUACAUAGUGCCAAAAGAGAUGGGCAUCUUCCAGGAGGUUCAAAGCCACGAAUUUCAGGAUGUAAACGCGGGUACCAUUGUACAGCGUAUUAUGAGGAGCAGGGACCUCUAUGAAGAGCGCCAGAGAAAGAAGGGUAUAAAGGCCACAGGUGAGGCCGCGCACCGGCAGAGGGAGAUUUUGGAGGAGGAACAGCGGCGCAAAGAAGAGAAAAUGACUUCUUCCACGUAGAGUGGUAUUAGACAACGGGCAGAUUGCAUUGUAUGCGAUACAUAAGUGAUCAAUAGAAGAACAGGUAUGUAUAAAGCCAUAGUAACUUAAUAAACGUUGGGUACCUGUCCUGGCCGGAGAGAAUCAUAGCGAGUCGCUUUUUCAUAGAAGCUAGAUAGAUCUCAUGGUUACAUCAAGUAUCUUUUCUUACUAAAUCACUCUAGUUAUUUUCUAUCCAUCUAUUUUGACAUUAGCAUGCGAAUUGGGACAGCUUGGAGCACAUAUUUCGUCGUAUAGUCUGAAAUAAGACAACUUGAUAUUACAAUACAUACCUGUUUCCACUCGAUAAUAC
Molecule: messenger RNA, 1880 nt
Organism: Daldinia caldariorum
Lineage: Eukaryota; Fungi; Ascomycota; Sordariomycetes; Xylariales; Hypoxylaceae
Product: phosphoethanolamine cytidylyltransferase-like protein
Exons: 3
Coding region: 209-1549 (446 amino acids)
Biological process (GO): phosphatidylethanolamine biosynthetic process
Cellular component (GO): cytoplasm
Molecular function (GO): ethanolamine-phosphate cytidylyltransferase activity
Source: RefSeq, a predicted model, not a curated record